ACUCCUCUCCGUGUCCAAGGCGCUCUGGAUCAUAUUAACGUCUCGGUAUGUGAGUUGGAGAGACAGCUCCUAACAUGAGUUUCAUGAAAGGCUCUGCUCCUCAUCUCUUCACUCCAACCUCGGACGCGACGCCUCCCGAAUUUGCCCAUUACUACACGUGCGGACCAGGCGGCGAUACCUUCUACGUGUGGCCGGCAUUCACCCCGGACAGCUCCGACUUAGGUUCCCCGCCACCUUCCGUCAGUUCGCCGGACAACUCACACUCGGGCAUCCGGUCUUCGUCGGAGUCCGCAGCCGACCCUUCUGUUCCUCCGGUCCGGUGCCUUAAGCGGAGAGUCACGGCUAACCGAAAGGAGCGUCGCCGGACGCUGAGCAUCAAUAAUGCCUUCGCAGAGCUCAGGGACUGCAUACCGAACGUGCCUUCGGACACGAAACUGUCCAAGAUAAAGACUCUGAAGCUAGCCACCAGUUACAUCGUGCACCUGAUGGACAUUCUGGCGGAGAAAAAGUCUCCCGAACAUUUUGGGGCAGAUCUUGCGAAAAUCUCUGAUGUAGGCAUUGGAAAGAAGAGAGAUUCAGGAGCGGUUUCUCAAAUGAUGAGCAAUGCAAAAAUCAGAAAAACCAGCGGAAGGACGGGCUGGCCGGAACAUGUCUGGGCCUUGGAAUUGAAGCAGGAAAAUCCCACGUGAUCCGAAUCGACUUCCACUAGAAUGAACUUUCUGAAAUUUUAGAGACUAACUAAGUCUAGUUGUUGAAAUACAAUCAAAGUGUAGAGUGUCCGAGUGCGAUGAACUGUUGCAGUCCUCGAAGUAGCAGCAAAGAUUCAAGAGUUUGUAUUACGCAGCUAUCGUGUGUUUGUGCUGAUUCAGUUAUGAACAGAUUUUCAUUGUAUGUUAAUUAAGUCCACAGAAAUGGUGUUUGCAAAUUACUGUGCACAAAUCAAAUGAAUUGAGCAUUUCUUUUCUUUUUUUUUAAUGUCAUUCGUUUUAAUUAUUUGCCGCAAAACUCCUCUUUAUAUAUUAUGAAGUAUUAAUAGAACGGUUGUGAGUAAAAUAAAUUCAGUUUUGAUUAUUUUUAAGGGAUUACUUUUUGUACAUACGGUGUUAAAAUAACAAAUACAGUAGACUCCCGAUUAUCCGCGGGCGGGUUAUCCGUGCCUGCCGCACAAAGUUUUUUUUUUUUUUUUUUUUAGACUGAUUUUUUCAAAAAGGGGCAGUUUUACAGUUAUGCUUUUGUAAUUACACAAUACAUUACAGUAUUAAAACAGUACAUAUGUAUUAAUUUUUCUGUGUAUCCUUGACGCAUCUCGUAAAUACUAAGCACUUUUCUGUUUUCAUUAACAAAAUGCAUUUUAGGUUCGUUUUGAGUGAUAUACUAAAAUAUUAAGCGUUAGUUAAACAUUUCCUGCUGUUUAUUUUACGUUUUUUCAAAGUUGGAAUGACUGUUUUCUUUUUUGCUAUACCCGUUUUUAGCUUUUUUCGGAUUAUCCGAGAUUUUUGUUAUCCGCGGCGGCCGCGCCACCCAAUUCCGCGGAUAAUCGGGAGUGUACUGUAAAUUGAUCUCUUAAAUGUACAUAUUUGAACCCAAUUGAUAUAUAAUGAAUUUAGGUAAAUUCUCUAUUAUCUUUUCAUUAUUGAAUUUAUUGACGUAAAUUAUUUCUGAUUAAAUUUACAAUAUAUUUUGCUUUAUCCGAAUUAUGUUUCUGAACUUUCCAUUAUAGUCAUUUUAGCAUUCUAAAAGAAUGUUCAACUUACAAUAAAAUCGAAGUUCAAUUUUUGUAUAUUUAAAAUAUCAGUUCGUUAACACAGCCAUUUGGAAAAUUUCUACUUUCUAGUGCAAUAUAAUUGUGCAAUAUGUAAUACGUUCUUAUCUAAAUUUUUAAGAAAUUGUAUACUGAUUAUAUAUUACUUCUAUAUGGAAGUUAACUGAUUUUCCAUGGUACUGAAUUUUUACUCGUAUUGGAAGUCAAUGGUUUUUUAUUAAUGUAAAAAUGAAUUAGAAAUGAUGUAUUUAUAUAAAAAUCUUUCUUAAAAAUUGAUAUAUAUAUAUAGAUAGAUAUGUAUGAAGUAUAAAAAAAUGUUUCAUAUUUGUGAGUGCCUUAAAUGUCGUUUCAAAAUGAAUAAGAAUGGAUAUUAAUAAUUAAAAAUAUAUGUGAUACCGUAUGAUAAUUAUCAAUGAUCAAAUAUUUUUUUCAUGAAUUGUUUGUGUCUUAUUAUUUUAAGUUAUUAUAUUUUAAAGAUCGAUGUUAUAGUUUGUUUUCAUAUCGUCAUU
Messenger RNA from Argiope bruennichi, 2271 nucleotides. Its product is annotated as heart- and neural crest derivatives-expressed protein 2-like. The record is from RefSeq and is a predicted model, not a curated record. Bases 75 to 689 code for a protein of 204 amino acids. Gene Ontology annotation, molecular function: DNA-binding transcription factor activity, RNA polymerase II-specific; protein dimerization activity; RNA polymerase II transcription regulatory region sequence-specific DNA binding. Gene Ontology annotation, biological process: regulation of transcription by RNA polymerase II; developmental process. Lineage: Eukaryota; Metazoa; Arthropoda; Arachnida; Araneae; Araneidae. The transcript has 2 exons.